AUGCAAUUCCCUUUAUGCUCUUCUAUCAAGUCCCUCCCCACUGAUGCGGACUCCGGUGCCAGCAUGUCCGAUCGUGCCACUGCUGUCACCUCGGCACUUGGUCCAAGUUUUCCUACCAAGACUGUCCAACCAAUUGACCAUGCCAGCAUCACCAAGGAGGCCAUUUUGGCAUCAAAGACCACGACCACCAACAAUGCUGCAACUGAAGCUCAAGAGCAAGUCCUACCUUUGAGCAAUCCAUUAAAGGGCUCCAACCUACCCGCAAUGCUCACCAUGCUCUCUUUGACUGGGAUAUCCAUUGCAUCGAGGCAGCUGGGAUGGCGGCGAUCCAAAGAGCCAAACCCAUCCGAUGCACUGUCCUGGUUCAGUCUCCUUCAGUUCCUCCCUUCCGACAGGACAGAUAAGGACUUGGCCUUGCAUAUUAACAAAGAUGUAGAAGCCUGUAUGCAAGAAGACAUGGGUGAGCAUGUCACCAAAGGGCCUCCAAGAAGACAAAAUUGUACUCAAAGGGUCGCUGCACCUCCAUUGCCAACAUCAAAUGCACCAUCUCCAAUGUAG
Cylindrotheca closterium is the source of this 558-nucleotide messenger RNA. Lineage: Eukaryota; Bacillariophyta; Bacillariophyceae; Bacillariales; Bacillariaceae. The record is from the annotation of a GenBank genome assembly.